Ogataea angusta is the source of this 711-nucleotide messenger RNA. RefSeq lists its product as uncharacterized. The transcript has a single exon. Lineage: Eukaryota; Fungi; Ascomycota; Pichiomycetes; Pichiales; Pichiaceae. Bases 1 to 711 code for a protein of 236 amino acids. The record is from RefSeq and is a predicted model, not a curated record.
AUGGCUUCGUUGGAAGAUGAGCACGCCGAAGUUUACAGACAGCUAAUAUCAGUAGUAGAUCAGCUGUUAAUUGCAACUAAAAAGGCCAAAUUGGAAGAGCUUCCUCAGACGAUUGAUAAAGAGUUUGAUGAAGCUUUGCACAAAAUGCCAGAUCUUCAACUGGCUCUUCUGCACGCAGAAAUCCUCAACAAGGAUACAGAGGAGACGGUGAAUUCAUUUUUGGAGAAGAUGCUGAAUAUACGGCUUCGCAUUAUAGAACAGCAUAUGAUAACCUAUCCCAUACUACGUGCUAUUCAUACAGAUAAUGAUUCUCAUUUAGCCAGACUGGCAAAAGAUUGUGACACCUCAAACAAAUCUCUCAUGGAUGAAUUGAACAAAACCGAUAGUAUCCAUAGUUUCCUUGAUGGAUCAGUUGCCAGCGUAAAUAGGUCUCUUGGAGGUCUUCGCGAGCUGGUGCAAAGCUAUCUUCAUCUGGUGGAGCAAAAUAAAGACCUCUCUUUCCAAAAUAAAAUCCGAGAGGAAGAGCAGAUUCCAGAAUUGGAGCGGUUGAAAGAAAGAAGUACCCAUCUCAUCAAGAAGAACCUAGCCUUGAGCAGUUUCAAUAUUAGUCUCAUAUCUUCACUCUCCAAAUCUGAUGUGUACAAUGAUCCAUAUUUGCGCGAGACACUGCUAUUUUGUGGUGAUUACGAUGAUUACAAGCUUGAAGAAUAG